AGGUCUUCUGUGCUGCAUUUGUGAAAUAGAGCAACUCCCACGACCGGCCGGCUCAGUCUGCUGCUGAGGGGGGGGCUCACACACUCUCACACACACACACACACAUUAACACUCCAGAACCUCUGCUGCAUAGUAGAAAACAGCAGUGUGUAGCGGGACACUGGAAUAAUUCAGGAGGGACAGAACUGCUCUGGGACUCACUAUGCUGCUGGACUCUCCAGGAGAAACUCAACUCCAGGGACUUUAACAGGACUCGCGUGCACCUGCUGUACAACUACUCCUGGUCUGAUGAUGUGGAGGGGAUGAGGUGUGCGAUGGCUGACCUGGACCUGCAGGCGCUCACAUCCUUAGUCAUGUGUUGUCUCUACCUCUGCAUUGACCAAGAUCAGCUCUGACCCCGCGUCUUCAACUCUUCUCCCCCCUCUCCCACUCACUGGCCCUGAAGACCUGGGUGCAACAUGGGAGGAUGCUUCUCCAAACUCAAACCAGUUGAAGUAAAAGUAGAACUCUCUCUCCUGGAAAAAGAAAAAGAGUUGGACGGACUAUCGCCGAACGGUAAAGCCAGUCCUUUUGCUGACUGUAGACCUAACGGGGCUCUGGGUCACGGCUCGGACGAUGACGCCACCCCGCUCCCUGUCUACCACAAGCCCCGGGACUACGUGGAGGCCUCUGUGUGUCACGUUAAAGAUCUGGAGAAUGGACAGAUGCGAGAGGUCGAUUUGGGAAGUGGCAGAGCUUUGUUGAUCAAAGAGCAUGGAGAGUUCUCAGCACUGGGCCACAAGUGUCCUCACUAUGGAGCUCCUCUAGUCAAAGGUGUGCUGUCCAAAGGACACGUGCGCUGCCCGUGGCACGGUGCCUGUUUCAACAUAGCCACCGGGGACAUCGAGGAUUUUCCUGGACUGGACAGUCUGCCGACCUUCCAGGUCAGAGUUGAAAAGGACAAGGUCAUCAUCCGGGCGAACAAGCAGGCUCUUCAGACACAGAAGAGGUUGAAGGCCAUGGCCAGAUGUUCAGCUGUCAUCAACUCCAGCACCGGCUUCAGUCAUGUCCUCAUUCUGGGGUCGGGUCCAGCAGGUCUGGUGUGUGCCGAGACUCUGAGGCAAGAGGGCUUCACGGACCGCAUCGUCAUGUGCACCAUGGACAGACACCCUCCGUACGACAGGCCUAAACUGAGUAAGUCCUUAGACAGCACCGCGGAGCAGCUGAGGCUGCGAUCCAUGGACUUCCUGCAAGAGCACGACAUUGAGCUGCUCACAGAAAAGGAGGCCGUGGCAAUCGACGUUAAAACCCGAACCGUGACCUUUGAAGAUGGACUGAAGAUGGAGUACAGGAAGCUGUUCAUUGCGACAGGAAGCAGACCCCGACCGUUGAACUACAAAGGCAAAGACGUGAGGAACGUGUUUCACCUCAGGACCCCUGAGGACGCCAACAGCAUAGCGAGGCUGGCGAAUAACAAGAACGCCGUGAUUGUGGGGACAUCUUUCAUCGGAAUGGAAGUGGCAGCAGCUCUGACUGACAAAGCUCACUCCAUCUCCGUCAUUGGCAUCGAAACGCUUCCAUUUAAAAAAGCCUUGGGAGAGAAAGUGGGGAAGGUCAUCAUGAAGCUUUUUGAAGCCAACCGGGUCAAGUUCUACAUGCUGAACGAAGUGUCGGAGAUGAUUGGGCAUCAUGGACAGCUGAAGGAGGUGGUGCUCAAGAGCGGGAAAGUGCUGCGUGCAGACGUGUGCGUCAUCGGAGCAGGCUGUGUUCCCGCCACAGGCUUCCUAAAACAAAGUGGCAUUCACAUGGACGCCAGAGGCUUCAUCACAGUCAACAAGACGAUGCAGACCAAUGUGGACGGCGUCUUCGCAGGAGGAGACGUGGUGACGUUUCCUUUCCCACCGCGUCACAAUAAGAAGGUCAACAUCCCUCACUGGCAAAUGGCUCACGUCCACGGACGGGUGGCUGCUCUCAGCAUGAUGGGCCGCCCUGCAGAGGUCAAAACUGUGCCUUACUUCUGGUCGGCCAUGUUUGGGAAGACUAUCCGAUACGCAGGUUUUGGGGAUGGGUUUGAUGACGUCAUCAUCCAAGGAGACCUGGAAGAACUCAGAUUCGUGGCGUUCUACACCAGGGGCGAGGAGGUGGUGGCUGUUGCCAGCAUGAACUAUGAUCCCAUUGUGUCCAGAGUGGCAGAGGUCUUAGGGUCCGGAAAGACGAUUAAGAAGCGAGAUGUGGAGAUGUUAACACGGCUUGGCAAGUACGGACCGAAACGUCCCGUCUCUGUCUGACUGCUGCGGGAGAGUGACCACAUGGUGAUGAGUUCUGGUUUCACUCUUGCAGGACGGGAGACAUUUCCUGGUUGAUUGACAAGGGCUCUCAAUGACCGAGGACCAUUGAGGGUGCGGAACAUUUUAAUGCUGUGUUUCUGAGGCGACUCGACAAAGGGACUGAAGGCGCCUGAGCAAUUCCUGGAGUUCUGCCACUGGACAAUUUGGACAAAAAAAAGCAAUAGUUGGAUCAGCUGCAAUGCUGCUACAUGGAGAAUCUACCUGUACACUUUGUUUAUAAGACGCCACGGAGACGGCAUUUUUGUACUAAUACCACUGUAUAUAUAUGCAUUUUAGGGCCUGUAGAGCAACUUUAACUGAUAAAAAACAAAUGAUUUGUUAGCUUGCUUGGAUGUUAUGAUCUGCAUGUAACAGUAGCUCACCUCCACAGUGAGCAGUCUUUGCUGUGUGGAACACAAACGGCAGCAAAACAGCUUUAACUGACUCACUAAAACAGCUUUAAUAAGUCACAUUAGUUAUCUAGUGAAUUGCACAAAUAUUAUCCUCAAUUUGAUUUCAGCACUAGGUGGCAGCGACAGGUCGUUUUUAAUAGAUAGAAUUGUUACUUCCUCAGGAAGCUGAGGCCUCCCCGGGUAACUGGGACUUCAUUUCAUAGUUAUAUUAAUAUGCUUGUGUAUUACUGAAUGAUCCCCUGAAUGAUGAUGUCAACACACAAUUUUAAAAUGCUCUUCCAGUAAAGAAAGUUUGAGACU
This is a messenger RNA of Synchiropus splendidus (mandarinfish), 3019 nucleotides long. RefSeq names its product apoptosis-inducing factor 3. Gene Ontology annotation, molecular function: 2 iron, 2 sulfur cluster binding; oxidoreductase activity, acting on NAD(P)H; flavin adenine dinucleotide binding. NCBI's taxonomy places the organism in Eukaryota, Metazoa, Chordata, Actinopteri, Syngnathiformes, Callionymidae. The coding region runs from base 459 to 2267 and encodes 602 amino acids. The record is from RefSeq and is a predicted model, not a curated record. Gene Ontology annotation, cellular component: mitochondrion; cytoplasm. Gene Ontology annotation, biological process: execution phase of apoptosis. The transcript is spliced from 20 exons.